Messenger RNA from Xenopus tropicalis (tropical clawed frog), 2910 nucleotides. Its product is annotated as gastrula zinc finger protein XlCGF57.1-like. Gene Ontology annotation, cellular component: nucleus. Gene Ontology annotation, molecular function: identical protein binding. The record is from RefSeq and is a predicted model, not a curated record. The coding region runs from base 663 to 1721 and encodes 352 amino acids. Lineage: Eukaryota; Metazoa; Chordata; Amphibia; Anura; Pipidae. The transcript is spliced from 5 exons.
UUUCCUAGGAAUUGCCCAGAAGCCGGUACCCAGGUGUGCACCCAGAAUGGCGGCCCCCGGCUGCCUGUCCCUUUGUAUCUGCCCGGAGAGCGGGGCCGGGCCAGUUGGCUUGUGCUUCUCUCAUCCCAAGGGCUGACAUGGGGCUGCAGCCUACACUGGCUUCUUCCUGUGCAACCAGGUAUUUGGUCUCAUCACAAACCUGCACUGAGCGCCGAACCGUGUGGCUGCUAAUAAGCUGUAGGGGCUGGGGGUUCGGUACCGGCUAUAUAACUGGUUUGUUGUUUGGGUGUAUCUCCCCUUUAAUGCAGAACAGCUCCCAUUGGCUGAACCGGCAGUGCUCCAUACACACAAGCCAGGGAUAAUCUGUACAACUCACACUGGGGCGUUAGUCCCCCCCGCUGUUCCCAGGCCUGAUGGAUAAGAAGCUGAUAAAGUAAUGAGGAACCAAGGCCCUCCAAUCAGCACACAGCCAGCAAAGCUCCGCCCAUUGCCAACAUGGAGUCACGCUUGUCCCGUUAUUCAGUGACCGCCCCCAGUGUGAAAGUGGAAAAGGAACCCGCCGGCACCAAUCACAUAGCUGCAAUAAAGAGAGAAACAGAUUCAUUUUCAUUGGACGGUAACUAAUUCCCUGCAUCCCGCAGGGGCUCCCAGAAGCACAGGGAAUGCACACAGACGCGCGGGCUUCCCCAGAGCCACAGCCGGAAAUAUUACAGAUAAAGAUAAAGGAGGAAGAGGCUGAAUUUGAUUCCGACGCAGACCAGAUAGACAGCGUGGAAGUCACACUUUCUGAUGGGGAGUACAGCCCAAGUGAUGAGGGAAGUAUCCACACGGAACCCCCGAGAUUAUGGAGAAAAUGCCGGAGCCUCCCAGCACCAAAAGCCCAGGGUGACGUCUGUUCCAAAGAGUCGAGUUAUAUUUGCAGUAAAUGUGGGAAAAGCUUCUGUAAGGGCAGAGAUCUGCCAUCUCACGUCUGUAUCAGCGCUUUCUACGACAUCCAGCCCCAAGACGUGGCCCCCGCGGGGGAAUUCCACUGCUCCGAAUGCGGCACGACUUUCUCCCGUAAGGCGGCCCUCUUGGAACAUCUGAGGCUUCACAAGGGGGAGAAACCAUUUGUCUGCAGGGCAUGUGGGAAACUGUUUGCCCGGAAGCUCCUCCUCCAGAACCACCAGAAGGAGCACUCGGGGGGGAAACCAUUCACCUGCGCGCAGUGCGGCAAAAGCUUUUCCAAGAAGUUCAACCUUAUGAGGCACGAGAAGAGCAGCCUUCAGAUCCACCAGAAACAAAGCACGGAGGCCAAACUCUUCCCCUGCGCUUACUGCGACAAGAGCUUCUCCCGCAAGUUCAACCUGCUCCGCCACGAGAUCGUCCACAUGGUGCAAAUAACGUGCAAAGUGUGCGGCAGAGGCUUUCACCAAAAGGUUUCCCUCAAAAUCGAAACCGGGGAGAAACCCUUCCUGUGCUCCGAGUGUGAGAAGGUCAGUUCCGACUGCGGAAAGAAAAGGACUCAGCCGUUCAAGUGCCCGCGGUGCGGGGAUACGUUCUUUCAGAAGUCGCACCUCCUCGCCCACCAGAAAGUUCACGAAAGGGAGAAACGCUUCAGCUGCGCAAAGUGCGGGGAGAGGUUCCCCACCAACAAGGAACUGAGGAAACACAGGAAGUCCCAUAGGGUUAGGAAAGUGGGGGCGGAGGCUGGGGAGUCAGAAAAACGGGAAAGGGAAUGAGAAAGCGCCUCCUACAGGGCUGUCAGGAUAAGCCCCCGGGGAGAAGCUUGUCAGGGGAAUAUAAGGCUGGGCCUUAGUACCCACGGGUUAUUAUACAGGACAUCGGCCAUCGCUUUAUUCUAUAGAAGGACCCCUAUCUGGUUGGAUAAGGGGUUACAUGCACCUAUGGGCAAUCUGCCCCCUCCUUAAAGGGAUACAGUCAGUAAUGCAUUAGGAGCCCAGACUGGAUCUGUGGGUUCUGGCAAACACAGAGGGGCUGCCGUAAGAUGCCGGAGACAGGGAACUGCGCAUGGAAAGGCAUUUGGGACCGGUUAGUCCUAUCGCGGGCGACUAAAGAUGCCCAUACACCUUGCCGAGCGAGCGGAUAUUCUCCCAAUAUCCCCCACCUACGGGUGGGCAAUAUCGGGAGAAUCCAGGCUAAUUCGAUCGUUUGGCCCUGGGGCCAAACAAUCGUAUUGUAACGAUGGGUAUAGGCAAAGUCGGUCCGGGGACUGCGUCAACGAGCCAAUGUGGUCCCCGAUCCGACUAGAUUUUCUAACCUGGCUGAUUUCAGGCCAUAUAUCGGUCGGGCAGGCCUGUCGGUACGGUAACAGCCCUAUUGCCCAGGCAGUCAGUGUUUCCUGUGAGAUGCUUUCCAACCAGUGUCCAAACACAGAACUGAGUAGCCAAGGGGCUUGCACUGAUCCCUAAGGGCAAUAUAAACCAGGCUGAUGUAGCCCCGCCCUCUGCCCAGAGCUUGGGUGCCCUUCAUUCCCUGGCUCCCAGCUCCACUCAGGAGACUAAUUAUAUCUGUAUAUUAGUAAGUUACAACUGUUACUCAAUAAACACUAGGGGGGAAACUAAGUAGAGCUUUUUUUAAAGGGUAACUAAACCCCCACAUUACUAAAAGCUUGAUAGUCGCCCUGCUCCAUCCCCGACCAGCCACAUUGGGUGGCUUCCAUUGGGUACGAUCCUGCUUGCUGAUCUCCAUUGUGGAGCCUGGGACUGGAAGAAUGAUGAACAAUGGUGGGAGUAGUUCCCUUUAAAUCCAUGAUCAUGGCUGGAGGUAGGUGCACAUCAAUGGGGGCUUUAAGGCUAUUCUGUCACCCAAUCCCAUCGUUACAGCUCCUUUGUAUUUUUUAUAUGCAAUUGACUGGCAGAUUCUGUUACAUUCUGUAAAGUUUCCAUAAAGUCACUUAUUUCAAUGUAA